AUGCUUCUUGACCAGGAUACAAAGAUACUGCGCAUCAGAACAUUAUCAAGAACAACAGCAGUCAAAACUAUCAGCGAAAUUAAGCAGAAAAAUGCUGGAAACACAAUGCAAGAAGAACGAUGUAACAACUGUGGAAAGCGUUGCCAAGAAGCUAGGGACACAUCUUUCAAAUGCCUACAUUGCUCAAAAAACAAAUGUAUUGCUACAGUCAGGGUUAAUUUCACAGUCGAUGUGACUGACGCCACUGGGACUCUAAGAUUCACUGCUUUUGCUGAAGACUGCGAAAAACUCAUUGGUCUCCCUACUUCAGAGAUAUAUGAGAAGAAAAUGGCGGGUGAUUGGACGGAAUUUGAAGAAAUAGCUACUAACUUGAAGGCCAUACAUUUCCAAAUUGCACCAACAACUUCUCUCACCAGAAUCCGGGUCCUCAAAUGGGCUCUCAAAGACAUUUCCUUUGACUAAACACGCAAAGGCUACGACAAAAAACAAAAACCAAUUGUGUGUCCUUAACGGCACCUUUUCUUUAGCUAUAUAUUUAAACUUAUUUAGUACUGGCAGAAAAAAAUC
Messenger RNA from Chenopodium quinoa (quinoa), 567 nucleotides. RefSeq names its product replication protein A 70 kDa DNA-binding subunit B-like. The transcript has 5 exons. Lineage: Eukaryota; Viridiplantae; Streptophyta; Magnoliopsida; Caryophyllales; Amaranthaceae. The record is from RefSeq and is a predicted model, not a curated record. Bases 1 to 462 code for a protein of 153 amino acids.